AUGGGGAGCGGGGCCAGUGCCGAGGACAAGGAGAUGGCCAAGAGGUCCAAGGAGCUGGAGAAGAAGCUCCAGGAGGAUGCGGAUAAGGAGGCCAAGACGGUCAAGCUGCUGCUGCUUGGGGCUGGAGAGUCAGGGAAGAGCACCAUCGUGAAGCAGAUGAAGAUCAUCCACCAGGACGGUUACACGGAGGAGGAGUGCAUGGAGUUCAAGUCCAUUAUCUACGGGAACAUCCUGCAGUCCAUCCUGGCCAUCAUCCGCGCCAUGUCCACGCUGGGCAUCGACUACGCCGAGUCCUCCUGCGCGGAUGAAGGCCGGCUGCUCUUCAACCUGGCUGACUCCAUCGAGGAGGGCACGAUGCCCCCCGAGCUGGUGGCCUGCAUCAAGAAGCUGUGGAAGGACGGGGGGGUUCAGGCGUGCUUUGACCGCGCUGCCGAGUAUCAGCUCAACGACUCAGCUGCAUAUUACCUGAACCAGCUGGACAGGAUCACAGCCCCCAACUACCUCCCCAACGAGCAGGACGUGUUGCGAUCCCGAGUGAAGACCACAGGGAUCAUCGAGACCAAGUUCUCUGUCAAAGACCUGAAUUUCAGGAUGUUCGACGUGGGAGGGCAGCGCUCAGAGAGGAAGAAGUGGAUCCACUGCUUCGAGGGCGUGACCUGCAUCAUCUUCUGUGGGGCCCUGAGCGCCUAUGACAUGGUGCUGGUGGAGGACGAUGAAGUGAACCGGAUGCAUGAAUCCCUGCACCUAUUCAACAGUAUAUGCAACCACAAGUUCUUUGCUGCCACCUCCAUCAUCCUCUUCCUCAACAAGAAGGACCUUUUUGAGGAAAAGAUCAAGAAAGUCCAUCUCAGCAUCUGCUUCCCAGAGUAUGAUGGUCCAAACACAUUUGAGGAUGCAGGGAAUUACAUCAAGACCCAGUUCCUGGAUCUCAACAUGAGGAAGGACGUGAAGGAGAUCUACAGCCACAUGACCUGUGCCACAGACACACAGAACGUCAAGUUCGUCUUCGACGCCGUCACAGACGUGAUCAUCAAAGAGAACCUCAAGGACUGCGGCCUCUUCUGAGCACCAGCAGAAGAAGAAAUCAUUUCCAUCUCACCGUUCUGCUGAGCAGAGCCAAAGGAAGAACCAACCCUCACCACACAUCACUGCUCCCACUUUUUCU
Messenger RNA from Agelaius phoeniceus (red-winged blackbird), 1165 nucleotides. It is a transcript of the gene GNAT2, whose product is annotated as G protein subunit alpha transducin 2. Gene Ontology annotation, cellular component: photoreceptor outer segment; cytoplasm; photoreceptor inner segment. Gene Ontology annotation, molecular function: G-protein beta/gamma-subunit complex binding; G protein-coupled receptor binding; GTP binding. Gene Ontology annotation, biological process: detection of chemical stimulus involved in sensory perception of bitter taste; adenylate cyclase-modulating G protein-coupled receptor signaling pathway. The record is from RefSeq and is a predicted model, not a curated record. NCBI's taxonomy places the organism in Eukaryota, Metazoa, Chordata, Aves, Passeriformes, Icteridae.